Molecule: messenger RNA, 1237 nt
Organism: Panicum hallii
Lineage: Eukaryota; Viridiplantae; Streptophyta; Magnoliopsida; Poales; Poaceae
Product: isoflavone reductase homolog IRL-like
Exons: 3
Coding region: 127-1056 (309 amino acids)
Molecular function (GO): oxidoreductase activity
Source: RefSeq, a predicted model, not a curated record
AUGGCAAUCAGACGGCACACGAUUCAUUCCCAGCUUCACACACCGAGUGAGUAAGAGAGCACUUUGCUGACACGCCGAUCAGCAGGCUAAGCACGCUCGAUCUUGUCGGUGAUCAGCAGUCAGGACAUGGCGUCGGAGAAGAGCAAGAUCCUGGUGGUCGGCGCCACGGGGUACCUCGGCCGGCACGUCGUGGCGGCGAGUGCGCGGCUGGGCCACCCGACCUUCGCGCUCGUCAGGGACGCGGCGCCGUCCGACCCGGCCAAGGCGGCGCUGCUCAAGAGCUUCCAGGACGCCGGCGUGACGCUCCUCAAGGGCGACCUCUACGACCAGGCCAGCCUGGUGGGCGCGGUCAGGCUCGCGGACGUGGUCAUCUCCACGGUCGGGGCGCAGCAGAUCGCCGACCAGACCAGGCUCAUCGACGCCAUCAAGGAGGCCGGCAACGUCAAGAGGUUCUUCCCGUCUGAGUUCGGGCUGGACGUGGACCGCACGGGCAUCGUUGAGCCGGGCAAGACACUCUUGUCCGGCAAGGUGGCCGUCCGGCGCGCCGUCGAGGCCGCCGGCAUCCCCUACACGUACGUGGUGGCCGGCUUCUUCGCGGGCUACGCGCUGCCCAGCAUCGGGCAGGUCCUCGCCCAGGGGCCUCCCGCCGACAAGGCCGUCGUCCUCGGCGACGGCAACGCCAAGGCCGUGUACGUGGAGGAGGGCGACAUCGGGACGUACACGGUGCUCGCCGCCGACGACCCGCGCGCCGAGAACAAGACUCUGUAUGUGCGGCCGCCGGCCAACACGCUGUCGCACAACGAGCUGCUGGCGCUGUGGGAGAAGAAGUCCGGCAGGGCGUUCGAGCGGGAGUACAUCCCGGAGGAGGCCGUCCUCAAGCAGAUCCAAGAGUCGCCGGUGCCGCUGAACAUCAUCCUGGCGAUCGGGCACGCGGCGCACGUGAGGGGGGAGCAGACCGGCUUCGAGGUCGACCCGGCGAAGGGGGCGGAGGCCGCCGAGCUGUACCCGGACGUCAAGUACACCCCCGUCGACGAGUACCUCGACAGGUUCCUCUGAGGAAGACGGCGCGCGUGAUAAGAUCGAUCGAGCGUGCCUACCCGCACCGGCCAGGUCCUGAUGUCGACUUCCGCGGCAAUAAGAUCCGUUCCCUUUCGUGGAUCCUGAUCCAGUUUUUGUUGCGUCGGUAUGUACUGUAUGUGCUGCUAAUCUUGUAAUGAACGGCCCAUUUCUUGAGCAA